Messenger RNA from Nymphaea colorata (pocket water lily), 1776 nucleotides. RefSeq names its product origin of replication complex subunit 2. The transcript is spliced from 8 exons. Gene Ontology annotation, molecular function: DNA replication origin binding. Gene Ontology annotation, cellular component: nuclear origin of replication recognition complex; nucleus. Gene Ontology annotation, biological process: DNA replication. The record is from RefSeq and is a predicted model, not a curated record. The coding region runs from base 361 to 1455 and encodes 364 amino acids. Lineage: Eukaryota; Viridiplantae; Streptophyta; Magnoliopsida; Nymphaeales; Nymphaeaceae.
CUCAUAGGGCGGGGACAAAGCGCCGAUUUGCGUUGGCGCCCUCUCUCUCUCUCUCUGUGCCCGGCGCUCUGUCUAGAGUGCCGUUGUCUUGCCCGUCGUCUCCACGGACGCCGUUGCUCCCCGACAUUCCGUGUUCUCUGGUUAGCCACCAUCACGGGACUGCACUUCACUGUUGAGAAGAAGAGCCACCGUCACCAGCCACACUGCACUUUACUGUUGAGAAACCACCUGUUAAAAAGUGCUGCCUAACCCCUUCGAGUCUCUGCCUAUGUUCGAGAGUCGCGUCCACUGGACCAUGUAAAACUAUUUGUGCAGUGCCUUUCAGCUAAAAACUUCUGGCUUCGCCACUACUUGGUUGCAAUGGAAGUGGAAGAUGCAGUAGAGGAAGGGGAGGAGUUCGGCUUUGCUCGUAACUACUUCCUAGCCAAGGAAUUGGGAUCACCCAAGGGCAAGAAACUCCGCAAGAAGCUCUCUGAUAUUGACCCUGUUGAUGAGCAGGAGCUGAGAGCAGCAGCUUCCAGACUGGUGGUUAAACAUGAAAAGGAGACAGCAGCUCUACUAAGAAGCUAUAAACGCUUAUAUCCAACAUGGUGUUUUGAGCUCAGGUGUGGCUUCAGCCUUCUAAUGCAUGGCUUUGGUUCCAAAAAGGCCCUACUUGAAGAUUUUGCUUCAGCUUGCUUGACUGAUGGUGCAGUUUUUGUCCUCAAUGGCUACCUCCAAUCCAUCAAUAUCAAGCAUGCCAUGGCAUCUGUUGCUGAGAUUCUGUGGGAUGAGAUGAAGAGAAAAAGGAGAAUUCCCUCAGGGAGCAAAUCUAAAGUUGCACAGCCCUUUGCAUCACAGUCUAUGGAUGAGCUUCUUCAGUUCUUGGAUGGGUCACAAUUAAAGGAGAAUGACUGCAUUGUUUCUGUCAUCAUUCACAAUAUUGAUGGCCCUGGUUUACGAGAUUGUGAAUCACAACAAUCUCUUGCUCGUCUGGCAUGCUGCUCUCAAGUUCGACUUAUCGCAUCAAUUGACCAUGUGAAUACACUUCUCUUGUGGGACAAGAAAUUGGUUGCACAGUUUAACUGGAGUUGGUACCAUGUCCCAACUUUUGCACCUUACAAGGUCGAAAGUACCUUUAUGCCCAUGAUUCUUGCAAAUAGUGGCUGUGUUCAGAAUAUGAGAACAGCUGCAAUAGUCCUACAGAGUUUGACACCAAAUGCUCAAAGUGUCUUCAGGAUCCUUGCAGAACAUCAAUUGGCUCACCCAGAGGAAGAAGGAUUGGCACUUAACCUUCUGUACGCCAAAUGCCGGGAGAAAUUUGUAGUUAGCAGCCAAGUCACGCUGAAUUCUCACUUGACAGAAUUCAAAGAUCAUGAGUUAGUCAAAACCAAAAGAAAUUCUGAUGGUUUAGAUUGCUUGUGUAUUCCACUUCCAAGUGAGGCCCUUGAGAAAUUAUUGCAAGAGAUUGGAUAAAAUUUUUAUCAUGGAUGUCGUUGCUGCUUGUAGAGCGGGAGAUAUGUUUCAGGGUCCGGCUGAUCAUAAGAAGACAAACUCACACAGGCAACUAACUCGCACUUCUACCGCUAAAUGUUCUUUCGCACUGGAUUUUCAGGUGCAGGGUUUCUCCACCAUGACUGAGAAGGUGUACUCAAGACCAGUCUGCUGAUGGUUUAAAAAUAUUUGAGUAUGCAUUUAUAUUGGCGAAAAGCUUGUAUUUGUACUGACAGUCUAAAUGUGUCAUAUGUAAAAUUACUUUUUAAGUUGAAGCAUUAACUAUGAUUCAUCUUCUUUCAA